Messenger RNA from Exophiala viscosa, 1449 nucleotides. Its product is annotated as 26S proteasome regulatory subunit N7. Gene Ontology annotation, cellular component: proteasome regulatory particle. The transcript has 2 exons. Gene Ontology annotation, biological process: proteasome-mediated ubiquitin-dependent protein catabolic process. NCBI's taxonomy places the organism in Eukaryota, Fungi, Ascomycota, Eurotiomycetes, Chaetothyriales, Herpotrichiellaceae. The record is from RefSeq and is a predicted model, not a curated record. The coding region runs from base 1 to 1449 and encodes 482 amino acids.
AUGGGCUCAGAUCCUCAGUUCACAAAAUAUCCCAACCUUGUACUCGCCCAACACAUUUUUUCCCUCGCAAACACUCCAGAGACUGCACAAGCAACCUCAUUAAGCUACCUCCAGAAUGCAAUCAAAGACAACAAGAUGGCGCCACUAUAUCGGCACUUAGCCCAUCCUGCAGAAGGCGUGCUGAACACAAUUGGCGAAAGUACAGCGCAGACGACCGCACCACCUCCCCGACUUGCCAGCCGAAGAGGUUCGCUCGUGUCGAGCAAUUUAUUACCACCUAGAAAAGCUGUACCAUCCGGCAUCCUCCCCUGGGACGAGUCUCUUUACGAAGAGCUGAAAGCUGAUAACGAGAAAGAGCUGGAGGGUUUCCAGAAAGAGGAAGAGGAAGCUGAAGAGAAGGCUGGAGAAACAGAAGUACAAGCGGCCCGGAGCAAGCGUGCCGAGUUCUGGGCUCGAGUGGGCGACAAGGACAAAGCUAUAGAGGCACUUGAGAAAGUCUUCGACAAGACGGGUCCUCUGGGGACCAAAAUCGACAUCGUGCUGGCAAUCAUCCGAAUCGGACUCUUCUUCAACGACAAAGCUUUUGUCAAAAAGCAGGUUGACCGCGCAAAUAUACUCGUUGAGAGUGGUGGUGACUGGGAUCGAAGGAAUCGAUUAAAGGCAUACAAGGGCCUCCAUCUUCUCACCGUUCGUUCCUACAACCUCGCCGCGCCUCUCCUGCUCGACAGUCUGUCCACCUUUACCAGCUACGAGCUUUGCAGUUACUCGUCGCUCAUCGUAUACGCCGUUCUCGCAGGUUCGCUAUCACUGAAACGGGUUGACUUCAAAGCCAAGGUUGUUGAUGCGCCAGAGAUCAAAGCCAUCCUGGGCAACAAUGAAGAGAAGGCUUCUGGGCAGGACGAAGAAAUGAAAGACGUGUCUGCAUCGACGGCAGAGCGUGCAGCUGGUCUGGUCAAUGUGGCUUCCCUUGGUUCCGGUUCAGCAUUCGAGUCGCAAACCGAGGCGCCUGUGGAUGUUUCGUCGCUGGGCAAGCUGGUGAACAGCUUGUACGGCGGCCAUUACCAAAAGUUCUUCUUUGCUCUGGCUGCGGUGGAGGAGAGCUUCUUGACACAGGACCGCUACCUGUACGAGCAUCGUGCGUGGUUUGUCCGCGAAAUGCGCCUCCGAGGUUAUCAGCAACUUCUACAGUCAUAUCGAGUGGUGGGUCUGUCGACCAUGGCACAAGCCUUCGGGGUCAGUGUGGAUUUCCUGGAUAAAGAUCUCGCCAGAUUUAUCGCUGCUGGACGCCUUAGUUGCACAAUCGACCGAGUGCAAGGGACUAUUGAGACAACCCGGCCAGAUGACAAGAACAAGCAAUAUGCAGAUGUUGUGAAACAAGGUGACGCCCUGAUCACCAAGCUACAAAAGUACGGGCAGGCUGUAAGACUACGUGGAAGUGAGAGAGCUUAG